UAGAUAAGUAACAUUGCGGAGCGACUUGUCUAUCUUAUCGCCAAAUUCGUGAAAUAUUUCCAAUAUGGCAGACACCUGGAAGAACAUUAUCGGUGUGGUGCUGUUAGCUGUGACGUGUUAUGCCUGUGAUGACAUGGAUACAGCGGUGUGUCAACGCCUGAUUGCCGCCAAACCGGACAUGUGUAAUGACACGUGUUACUCCUCGAUAUGCAAGCGCUUCUGUGGACAAUGUCCUCUCAAAUGCUAUAGCUGUACCGAUAUAGAAUCCUUACAAAAAUGUAACGCCACCAUUGAGUGCCAGGGCAAAGAUUAUCAAUGCAUAUCUGCCGCGUCUUUCACGAAUGAUUUCCGAGAGGUCUACAAGCUUGGGUGUGCUCCUUCCACAGUGUGCUCCCACUACGGGAGGCGGUCGAUUAACAAAAGAGCAGGGACUUCUUGUUGCAACACAGACCUGUGUAACCAUGGGAGCAGCAACAAACGAAAUACAAAACCUAAGGCUCCGGAAACGGUAAAACGACAGGUUACCUCCCCUGCAUGUCACGACACAGACAGUCUGGCGUGUACCCUUCUCUUCACCAUAAACACUCAAAUGUGUGCAGAUGAUUGUAUAGCCAACACUAUAUGUCCUAGACUGUGUGGAAAAUGCAGUAAAUGUUAUGAUUGUGACCACGUUUUAACAACGGAAAGAUGUAACCAUUCCAGGAUAUGCAAAGCAGGGGAGGUGUGCUAUACAUUAGAAACUUUGAACUUUGACCUUGAGCACGGAUACAGAAUGGGGUGUGUUCAUCAACAGGUUUGUGACAGUAUGUCCAGUCAAGUCAGCAAUGUGUUUGGCAGACGAUCCGAUUCUGUUGAAGUAUCAAUGAGCGGGGGGUGUUGUCAUGGUGACUUAUGUAACCAUCACAAACUGACCGGUGGUGUCAUGUCAACAAAUCCACCAACAACUACCACAGCUAAAAAAUGUUCGAUGACAGCUGGAUGUCCAUUUAAUCCUGCUGCAAGACUGGAUGGACAAUGUUACUUCAUAGGAAACAGUCCCUUAUCAUGGAGUAAUGCCAAGGCAUUCUGUGAAUCACAUUGUAGUCAUUUAGCCGUGUUUCAAGACUUGAAUCAGCUCCGUCUUACUAUGGAAGUACUCCAUCUAAGUGACGCCAUUUCAAAUUUACCAGCCGUUCACAAUCAUAUACUACCGGAUAUGUACGUGGAUGCAGUCAAUCCAACACACUCAAAUCACUUCCUGUGGUCGACUACCAAUCAGACAGUAUCCCCUACUUUAUUUGGUGGUUCUACUUCUCACCAUCCCUGUGCCUUUGUCCACAGUUCAAGACAUACUACCCACAGUACAGGACAGUUAGAAGGCACCGUUUGUAGCCAAAUGUAUCAUCCUUUGUGUCAAAGUAGAUUAGAAUAAAUGCAAUCGAAAACAUU
This is a messenger RNA of Magallana angulata, 1428 nucleotides long. RefSeq lists its product as uncharacterized. Lineage: Eukaryota; Metazoa; Mollusca; Bivalvia; Ostreida; Ostreidae. The coding region runs from base 65 to 1411 and encodes 448 amino acids. The transcript has 12 exons. The record is from RefSeq and is a predicted model, not a curated record.